AUGAGGCCUACUCCGGCAGUGAGUGGGGCGGACGGCCGCCGUCCCGCUACCCUGCAUCCCGGACCCCGUCCAGGGGCACGAAUCCAGAUGGACCCGGCCCUGUUCCCCUCCCUAUGGACCGGGGGGGUGAUCACGGUCCUCACCCGAUGGUACUCAAGAUGGCGGGCGCCAUGUGCGCAGGAGGCGGGAGGUCGACCUGCUCCCUCCCCGCGAACACAGACGGCAAAGCAGCUCCUGUCCUCCAACCUUGCAACACCGAAAGGCGGAGAAACACCCACCCACAGCCCAAGACAGCGUCAAGUUGCCCAAGUGACUCACAAGCUCAAAAGAUGGCGGCUGCUGCGAGGAGCUGGAGCGCCGCACGGCGUUCGCCCCCAUCUGAGAAACCCGAGCCUGGUACACAGCACAGAAAGCCGACCCAGUGCUCACCCCCCACCCUGCCCAAACCUGGAUGACCUAGGGGGCAAAGAACACAUGUGGGAGACACCAAGCGCUCCAUCAGGGUUGAAACCAACCAUGCAAGAAAUACCAGAGGCAAGUACAAUAUACCGAGGCUGCAGCCUGGGAGACCAAGGCGAGGACACCAAGGUACAGCAGUGA
Molecule: messenger RNA, 600 nt
Organism: Pelobates cultripes (western spadefoot toad)
Lineage: Eukaryota; Metazoa; Chordata; Amphibia; Anura; Pelobatidae
Source: the annotation of a GenBank genome assembly